CUCACCCACUACUCCCAGACAGCACCUCAACCCCCCUCUAUCCACAGUAUCCAGCAUAUUCAACUUGCCACUAUAGCCCAUCUGCCGUCGCUGCGACACCCACAAAGACCAAUGAGUUGGAAGGGCCUCACGAAGAGCGUCACUCGGGCGCCUCAAACUAUCAAGCAGCGCUUUAACCUUGGCGACAACACAAAGGAUGCCGUCUACACGGAUGCCGAGAGACGCUUCCAGGAGUUGGAGAAGGAGACGAAGAGACUACACGAUGAAUCGAAAAAGUACUUCGACGCCAUAAAUGGAAUGCUCACCCACCAGAUCGAGUUCUCCAAGGCAUGCGCCGAGAUCUAUAAGCCUAUAUCCGGCCGCAUGUCGGAUCCAGACUCGUUCGUGCAAGAGGGAAACCCUGAGGGCAUAAGAGCGUGUGAGGAGUACGAGGCCAUCGUCCGCGACCUCCAAGAAACUCUCCAGCCAGAACUGGAGAUGAUCGAAACUAGGGUAAUACGACCUGCGGAUGAACUCUUGGAGAUCAUCAAGGUUAUUCGAAAGGUGGCCGUGAAACGUGACCACAAGCAACUUGACUACGAUCGCCAUCGGGCGACGCAGAAGAAGUUGCAGGACAAGAAGGAAAAGACCCUCAAAGACGAGAAGGCAAUGUACAGGGCCGAGAACGAUGUCGAACAGGCCACCCAGGAGUUCAAUUACUUCAACGACUUGCUCAAGGACGAACUGCCCAAGCUUUUCCGGCUGGAGAGAGAGUUCAUCCGACCCCUUUUCCAAUCCUUCUACUACAUGCAACUGAACGUGUUCUACACAUUGCAUGAGAAGAUGCAGAGCAUUGACAUCGGGUACUUCGACUUGACGCUUGAUAUCGAGGCAGCGUUCGAGAAGAAGCGGGGUGACGUUCAGGAGCAGGCGGAAGCUAUCUCUAUCACAAAGUACAAGACUACAGGCGGCCGGAAACCCGGGCAGCUGAAGUAUGGCAACAAACUCGCCAUCGAAGGGAAAACAGGCCCUCAACGGCGGUCAACUUUGGAUUCGACUGAAACUCCGCCCCCGCCAUACAGCCCAAAUCCCGAGAAGAACUCACUUUCACCUGCCUUUGCAGCUGGAGGAUUCGGAGUCGGCCGUGCAAAUAGCACUGGUAGCUCUUGGGGCGCUGCAGCGAAAUCCAAGGGUGCGGCACCGCCUCCACCAAAGCCCAAGCCGUCGCGGCUUAGCGGCGUCCCUGCCGUAGAGACGGUGACUGCUCUAUAUGAUUACGAGGCGCAAGCUGAGGGUGACCUGAGCUUCACCACCGGGGAUGUUAUCGAGAUCAUAACAAGGACUUCAAACGAUCAGGAAUGGUGGACUGGAAGGGUCAAUGGGCGGCAAGGUCAAUUUCCAGGGAAUUACGUACGUCUUAAUUCAUAAAGGAUGCGAUUGGCGCACGAGCAUCAUUGGCUCUUUCAUUCGUAACUUUAGCAUUGGGCGUUGACAACACUGACCGUAAUGCUCUUGGACCUGCAGG
Molecule: messenger RNA, 1504 nt
Organism: Mytilinidion resinicola
Lineage: Eukaryota; Fungi; Ascomycota; Dothideomycetes; Mytilinidiales; Mytilinidiaceae
Product: BAR adaptor protein hob1
Exons: 6
Coding region: 112-1407 (431 amino acids)
Biological process (GO): actin cortical patch localization; endocytosis; plasma membrane tubulation
Cellular component (GO): actin cortical patch; medial cortex; mating projection tip
Molecular function (GO): protein binding; lipid binding
Source: RefSeq, a predicted model, not a curated record